UGAAGACAAAGUGCAACUGCCUGGCGCAGUUUAGUGCUAAGUGACCCUUCGUGACUGUGGCAGUGAUUACCAUCCCCUGACUCAAACACUAGCCUGAAAGUACUAAAAUUUUGGAUUUUAAUGAGGAGCUCGUCAGAGACGUGGUGAGUGAUGCUGCCUGAGAGUGUUGUGGUGUCAGCAACGCUGCUGCUGCUGCUGAUGCCUGGCUCUGACUCAGCUGUACUCAGUGACAGACCCAGAGUACACUGCGAGGCAGGUCAUUUACGUCUUGACGGAGGUGUGGGUAAGAAUAUUACACUCAGGACCCAAGGUGCUGGCGCUGUUGUCAUCAAUGGUGUGGAUGUGGCUAGCUCCCUCACCCUGGUGUCAGCAGUACGACCUCAACUGGAAGGCCUUCACAACACCGACUUGGGGUACCUGGUACGAAAUCUGUCAGAAGUGGCCCGCACGGUGGCCUCUCAAACCUGGGUCGCAACCAGCAUAAUCUCCCUCAAUGCCUCCGUCAGCAGUAACACGCACGCCGUGACGACCCUGCGCAGCGACGUGACCACUGUCAGAACCAGCCUGCGGGAGCGCCUAGAUCCUCUGGUGACCAACGUGUCUCGUCUAAGUCAACAAGUGUCCCUCAUCACUCCUGACGGAGGACAGCGGCUGCAGCAACUCAACGACGUCAUCGCCAGACUCCAGCAGAAUACGACUCGGAACCAGGAGGAUCUUCGCCGCCUGAGGGAUCUCACAAUUCCACAAAUCCAGCAGAGGAUCGCUCAACUUCAGGAAGGGAUGGUCAGCCUGCCGGAGCUCCAGAAUAGGAUAGAGGCGCUGGAGAUUCAUUCCAACGCUACCAGCAGUAGCUCAGGGGACAUCAGGAACACCGGCAGAGUCAUGCGGGAAAUUCGCAGACUGACAGUCAGGGUCAACGUGCUGAAGGCUCGGCUGGAGGCGGACGAGUGUGAAAACAACCCAUGCCAACAUGGUGGGACAUGCAUCGACGGCUACCUCCAGUAUAAAUGUCUGUGUCCCAAGGGUUGGCAGGGCGAUAACUGCGCUGAAGACUUUAACGAAUGCUAUGAAUUCUUCGGCACAGAUAUAGGCUGCCAGAACGGUGCUACAUGUCAAAACACCGACGGCGGAUACAGGUGUCUGUGUCAGUCUGGAUUCUACGGUAUCCACUGUCAUCUGAAAAGUGACAACUGUACCUCAUCUACUGGUACUGCAUUGUGUGGCGUUCAUGGAAUCUGUAUUCCUUCUCCAAGAGGUCGAUUCCCGUACUCCUGCAUUUGUGACGAGGGCUGGAAACCAGGAGUGGACACCCCAGCGUGUGUUGACGUGGACGAGUGCACCGCCAGUCACCCUCGCUGCUCCUCAGAUCCUCCUGUCCAGUGUGUCAACUUUCCUGGCGGCUUCGUUUGUGGACAUUGUCCGCAAGGUUACACAGGUAACGGGUUCGUGUGUCGGGACAUAGAUGAGUGUCUUAACGGAAACAACGGAGGAUGCUCUCCCUACAGUGUCUGCUACAACACACUCGGUGGUCGGCGCUGCGGUCCGUGUGCGGCAGGUUACACUGGUGAUGGUGUCACCUGUGUCCCUGCUCCCUCACCCUGCCAGAGAUCACCCUGUCACUACCUAGCUCGCUGCUUCGACGAUCCAAGAAUAUCAUCGACUUAUGUCCAGUGUGUAUGCCCGCCCGGGUACCAAGGGUCAGGCUUCGGCAACCAUGGGUGUGUGCCCACCUCCACGCCCUCGGGUGGCGGGGGUGGCCAGGUGCAACCAACUACCAACUGGUGUGCCAAUCAACCAUGUUUAAACGGAGGCUCUUGUACACAGACUCCAUAUAGCUACACUUGUAUCUGCCAGCCGGGUUACACAGGUCGUAACUGCGAGGUCGAUGUUGACGAAUGUAGCAGCAGUCCGUGUCAGAACGGUGGCACUUGCACCCAGGGUGUCAACUCUUUCACCUGUCAAUGCCGUGCCACACACACAGGUGACAGGUGUCAAACGGAGAAUCAACAGUGUGGUGGCCGUAUAAGGGGAACUGGAGGCCAGGUAACGUAUCCAGAGGUGUGGGGUACACAAUACAAUCACAAUAUCAGCUGUGCCUGGGUCUUCGCAGUCCCGCGAGGCAAAGUUAUCAACGUCACCUUCCACAGCUUCCACUUGGAGGGAGGCUCCUGCAGAUAUGACUGGAUGCAGAUCCAUGAUGGGCCAGGAAGCAACUCCCACAUGAUCGGUCGGUACUGUGGCAGCCGUCUUCCUGGCAACAAUGGCACCAUCAUCAGCACCCACAACCAACUUUACCUGUGGUUCCGUAGUGACCACUCUCAGGCUGGCUACGGCUUCAACUUCACCUGGAACGCUACAGAUCCAGUGUGUGGGGAAGAAAUUCAUGGGCUGGAGUACGGCUCCAUCAACUCCCCAGGGUACCCUGGCCGCUACCCCACCGACCGCGACUGCUACUGGAGCGUGCAAGUGCAGCCUGGCAAGAGAAUCAAGUUCCACUUCGCAACCCUGCAGAUCGAACACCACCCCAACUGUAGUUACGACUUCCUUGAGAUCCGAGACGGCCUCACGGAGGAUGGACAUAGUCUAGGCAAGUACUGUUUCAGCCAGGCACCAGCGCCUGUCACCACUUCAGGAGCUGAAGCUCUCGUUCACUUCCACUCCGACUCCUCACUAAGCGACACCGGCUUCCACAUCUCCUUCAGCGCUGAACCUGGCAUGCCAGGAUGCGGAGGCCUCCUGACCAGCGACAUGGCUCAAUUCUCAGCGCCGACUAUCGAGGACGCCUACCACCACAACCUUCACUGUGAGUGGCUGAUUCGCGUGCCUCCCCAAGAGACGAUUCAGCUCAACUUCAGCGACUUCCACUUGGAGCGUCAUCAUUCCUGCCGCUACGACUAUGUUUCUAUACAUGAUGGAGGCAGCGCAGACAGCCCCCUUAUAAGCAAGACAUGUGGCGUCAACGCCCCGCUGCCCGUCCACUCCUCAGGAAACCAACUCUUCGUGAUCUUUCACUCUGACUACUCCAUCAGCGGGCGGGGCUUCACCGCCACCUACCAAGUAGAGUGUGGAGGUGAGAUAAGUGGCAGUACAGGAGUAAUCAGGUCGCCAUACCACCCACGUCCUUAUCCUCACAACCGGGAGUGUUUGUACAGUAUCAGUUCGCCUCCGAGAACAGCCAUAAUACUCAACUUUACUGAUUUUGACAUUGAAGAAUCAUAUUUCUUGCAACGUUGUGUGUACGACUACGUUGAGAUUCGUGACGGCAGAAGGGCUUCAUCUCCUUUGUUGGGCAAGUACUGCGGCCCAGAGACCCGCAGGCCGGAUCCGAUCCGUUCACAACUGAACCACAUGUGGCUCAAGUUCGUUACUGAUGCCAGCGUCGCCAACCGCGGCUUCGUGGCCAACUUCACCACCAUUGAUAUCAGGUGCGGAGCGGUGCUUCGCGAACUCUCUGGUGUGAUCAACUCUCCUAACAGCCCAGAGACCUACCCGAGCAAUACUGACUGCUUCUGGAUACUGGAUUUGCCUCCAGGCUACGUUAUUCAGCUCACCUGGAGCUCCUUCAGUCUGGAAGGUCACCAUCCCUGUAACUAUGAUUUCGUGGAGAUCUUCGAUAACACUUCCAUACCGAACAUGGGGGGCAGGAUGGGAACGCGUUACUGUGGACAGCAGAGGCCUCCCACGAUGACGUCUUCAGACAAUCUUGUCACCAUCCACUUCCACUCUGAUCACAACUUGAACCUCGAUGGCUUCUCUCUUACUUACCACGGCUUGAACACCUCGAGGACAUGCGGAGGCCACUACCACAGUCAGGUGGGAAUGAUUACCUCUCCAAACUAUCCCUUAAACUACCCUAACCACCGUACGUGUGAGUGGACAAUCAGUGUCCCCAGACGCCAGCAGAUACGACUCACUUUCGAGGAAGUGGAGAUGGAGAUGGCUGACGACUGUUCCUACGAUGCUUUAGAAAUCAGGAACGGUCAGUACUCUACGUCCCCACUGCUGAAGAAGGUGUGCAGUAGGAACCAAACUGUACCCGAGGUGUACAGCCACAGUCAUCAGCUGUACCUCAAGUUCACCAGUGAUUUCAGCCAGACCUACAAGGGCUUCAAGCUCUUCUGGGACGCUGCUACCACGGGAUGUGGCGGACAACUGACUGCUGUGACGGGAGAAAUCAUCUCCCCUGGAUACCCAGAGCCUUACCACCACAACGCUGACUGCUACUGGACCAUCACAGCAGCCCAAGGCUCCGCUAUUCUUCUCCGCUUCAUAGACUUAGAUAUAGAGCAUACACCACACUGUGCUCUUGAUUUUAUUGAGGUACGGGACGGCAGUACCUCGCAGUCCCGCCUGCUGGGGCGGUACUGCAACGCUGACCAUAGUUUUACUACCAUUAAUUCGUCGUCAAACGCACUCUGGAUUCGAUUCCACAGCGACUUCAGUGUUAGCGGCCGAGGCUUUAAGGUGAAUUACGUAGCAGACUGCAACAGAGUGUUGCAAGGCCCCCGGGGCGUCAUCACCACCCCAGGCUACCCAGACUCUUACCCUCACAACCGCAACUGUACUUGGACCAUCCAGGCUCCUCAGGGUAACUCCAUCAACGCCUCCUUCAGCGACUUCGUCUUAGAAGAAUCCAUGGACACCGAGUCUGGUCUUUGUUCAUAUGACUAUGUUGAGGUAUGGGAGGGACAACAAUGGAGUGGAAGCAGAUCACGCCUCGGUCAUUACUGUCAGACCACGCCUCCGAUGAUAGCAACUUCGAAUCUGAUGAACAUUCUGGAGAUCAGAUUCAUCAGCGACCAUUCUGUGGCAAGGAACGGCUUCAGGCUCGAAUGGAUAGUCAACGGUUGUGGCGGUGAAUGGACCAGACCUUCGGGUAACUUUGCGAGUCCAAACUACCCGAACGCGUACCCCAUCAAUACGGACUGUGAGUGGCACAUCAGAACGGCUCCAGGCACCAAGAUCCAAAUAACCAUCCAUGAUUUCGAUCUGGAGUCUUCAGGCAACUGUAUCUUCGAUGUACUGCGGGUGUAUGGAGGGAAGGACAUGACCUCUCCCGUCCUAACUACGCUGUGUCACGAGCAGACAAGACCCACCGUAGUUACAACACAAGGAAACACUGCCCUCUUAAUGUUGAAGAGCGACCAGUCAGUCAGGGGAAAAGGGUUUGACGCUUCCUAUACCACUAUUCCUGGAGGCUGUGGAGGGUUAUUCACUGCACCCCAUGGUAGUAUCCACUCACCCAAUUACCCGCAGCACUAUGACAUCCAUUCUGACUGUGUGUGGACUAUCAGAGUCGACGCUCUUCACGUGGUUGAAAUCAACUUCACGGACUUCGAUGUGGAGCCCAGCGCUAACUGUUCUUAUGAUUACUUAUCGGUGCAUGACGGGGAGGACGAGGAAGCACCUGCACUGCUACAACAUUGCGGGAACAGCCUGCCGAGUCCUUCCUUAGUGAGGGCCUCCUCCAAUGUCCUCACCGUCAGAUUAAAAGCUGAUGGAUCAUCCAACGGUAGAGGCUUCCAGGCAGACUACAACACGGGGUGUGGGGCGAGUGUGGAGGUGGGCAUGGAAGUUGGUCAACUGGUAUCUCCCCAUUACCCUAGUCGAGACACCUCUAGGAUUAACUGUUCUUGGCACCUCCACGCGCCAACAGGUUACAAAGUCCUCCUACAUAUAGUGCAUCUGGACAUGUUCACCCGUUACCCUUCCAACGCUAAUUGUAGCAACGAAUAUGUUGCGGUGCUGGACGGUGGGCUGGUGGACUCGCCGCUGCGAGGCAAAUACUGUGGCAGCCAAGUACCCAGGUCCAUCGUGUCGUCGUCAGAGUAUCUCACUGUCCACUUAGUGAAUGAAUACUCUUCCGUCAGCUUCAGGGCAGUGUAUAGCGUAUUCACCUCGAGGUGUGGAGGCGAGUUGACCUCUGCGAGCGGGGAGCUGGCAAGUCCUCAGUACCCUGAGCCAUAUCCUGCCAACUUCGAGUGCGAGUGGUCCAUCUCCGCCGGGCCAGGCAACCAGAUAGAACUUGACUUUCUGCAAUUCGACCUUGAGGAAUCUGACGGCUGCAACUUGGACUACGUGGAAGUACACGAGAGGAGUCCAGCCGGAGCACUGCUCCUCCAUAACUGCUCUUCCUCGACCUCCCAGCUCCCAGCCACCAUCAUCGCCCACGACUCACUCUGGAUCAAAUUCCAUUCAGAUGAGUUUGGGACAGAGGCCAAAGGCUUCCUGGCCUCUUACAGUCUAAUGCACGGCAGCACCAUCUUUGGCACGAGAGGUGAGGUGGUGUCCCCGUUCUUCCCUAAUAUCUACGGAGGUUCAGAGGACGUUACCUGGACCAUCACCGUACCUAGAGGACAAUACGUCUCCAUCACCUUCCUUGACAUGCGUAUAGAGGGGAGCCCCGUUGCGGACAUAUGCUUAGCUUCUCUAACGUUUUACAACGGACCCUCUCCAGAAGACAAUCGGAAACUAGGUACGUUCUGUGGUUACCAGCUGCCAACCGAACCCUUGGUAUCGAGCGAGCAGACGGUCACGGCAAGACUCCACGCCGUCCACCAACACGAAGGUUCAAGGUUUCGGUUCCGCUACGAGGCCGUCGAUACCAGAGGAACCCCGGGCCAGACCCAUCUAGACGAAAGCAACACCUGCAGCUUCAGGGUGACGCUGAAUGACAGCUACAGCCACUUCGACCCUGGUAGUUAUGGCUUCCAAGAGUACUUCGUCCUGCAUAACCCAGGUCACCCAGGCUAUGCUAACAACCUCAACUGCGAGUGGAUCAUCCAAGCGUCGCCCCAUCAGAGAGUUUACAUGUCUCUGACCUUCGAGCUAGAAGAGUCCUCCUCCUGUAUUUACGACCGUCUUGAGGUGUAUGACGGUGUGGAGGGUCAGAUGAACUGGAACCUGACCCAUACCUUGUGUCGUCGCAGCCAGAUGCCUGUGACAGUCAAAUCCUCCGGCAUGUUCCUCAGACUUCGCUUCGUCACUGAUUCCACCGUCACUUCCGAUGGAUUCACAGCCAAGUUAGCUUCAACGUGCGGUGGAUACUUGAGAGGAGCUGAAGGCUUCAUCACCACCCCGAACUACCCGGAGAACUACCGUUUCAACCAGGAGUGCCUGUGGAUCAUCAAGGUUGGGAUAGGCAGGACUAUCCGCCUGGAAUUCGAUGACUUUAAGGUCGUUAACACGACUCCAUCAUGCAGCGGAGACUAUUUGACAAUCCAAAACGGAGCACAUCCAACCUCUCCGUAUCUGGGGCCAGGGAUGUUUUGUGGUCAAAACAUCCCACAGAACCUGGAGAGUUCGUCAAAUGUUGUCAGGCUUUUCUUCAGCUCAGACUUUAUUAACGCCGAUAAGGGUUUCAAGUUGCGUUAUUACGAGCAGGCGAGUGCUUGUGGAGGCAGUCACCACCUAACUACUGACAUGCCCACGGUUACCAUCCAGUCACCCAACUUCCCCAACCCUCCAAGCCACAACACAGAGUGCUCUUGGACCAUCCUGGCUCCUCAAGACAAGGCCAUCUCACUACACUUUGUGGGUGCCUUCGACAUUACCCCUGAUUUUCCAAUCUUUAGCGAUGACAGUGCCACCAGCAACUGUAGCCAAGCCUUCGUGGAAGUGAGGGAUGGAGGAACAAUCUUAUCUCCCCAGCUGGGCAAAUUCUGUGGCACGCACACCCCCAACACGCAGCACUCCACUGGGAACGCCAUCUACGUCCGCUAUUACAACAACAUUCAGUCCCCACACUUGGGUUUCAAAGCAGAGGCGACGAUAGACAGGUGUGGAGGGACGUACAACGCAUGGGAGGAUGGCAUAAUCACAUCGCCAGGCUUCCCCACUCCUUACAGUGCCGACAUCAACUGCACCUGGAAGGUCAAGGCGCCUAUGGGUCACUACGUGACGCUGCAGUUCCUGGAGGUCGACAUUUGUAGUGCUUCUGUGAACUGCACCAAUCUACGCGGACGCCUCCAGAUACGUGACCAGAAUGCCACGGGUGAGGUGCUAGGUACGUUGUGCAGCUCUAGGGAGGAGGUGGGACCUAUCAACACUUACUCCAACAUCGCGUACAUUACCUUCACGGGAGGUCCCAACCUGGCCAGGUGCAAGGGCUUCAGGCUCAUGUUCAACAAGAGCUUGGAAGAAUGUGGAGGCGAUCUGGUAAGCCACGAAGGAGAAAUCACAUCUCCAGGCUACCCCCUCGGCUACUCCAGCAGGAUUUGUAACUGGGUCAUAACUGUUCCUCCAGGGAAAAGAGUUCGGCUGCAAAUUAUUGACAUCGAUCUCUACGGCGGCGAGAUCCACGAGGGUAGAAUCAUCUGUAGAGAUAAUAUCAUGUUGAAGAAUGGACCAUUGAGGCAAAGUCCCAUCCUCAACAUGCCGUUAUGCAAGAACUCACAGGUAACGAAUCAUUAUGGCUUCAACUCAAGUAUGAACACAAUGACAGUAAUCUUCAGUUCCUUGAGUUCCUCCCAUACCCAGGGAAAAGGGUUCAAGUUGCGCUGGUCCUCAGAUGACCCCCAGGAGUGUGGCGGAGAGCUGGCGUCUUCCGGCGGGGUGUUGGUGUCUCCUGGUUUCUUCCAAGGCAACUACAACAACAGACUCUUCUGUGUGUGGACGCUGAACAAUCCCAGUCCCAGCAACUCCUCCUUCAUCGUUACGUUCACUUACCUGCACCUUGAGAAUCAUUGCUAUGAUUACGUCCAGGUAGAAGGAGUGACAGCAUCUGGGGAGGUGAUGUCUGCCAUCAAAGUAUGCAACGACUUCCGUCUCUCCUCCAUCGUUGUGGCUCAACCAACGCUCAGGAUCACCUUCAUCACGGAUACCAUCGUCAACGCCUCUGGCUGGAACCUGACGUACGGACUGAGUCCCUGUGGCGGGGUUGUACACGGACCGCAAAAUGUUAUUACCUCACCAAACUACCCAUCACACUAUCCAAACAAUGUGCACUGUAUGUGGUUCCUAAACUACCCCGAGGGAGAGCAAAUCGAGUUCCAGUUCACAAACUUCAAGCUGGAGCCUUCAGCACACCAUGAUUAUGUGAAGCUGUACAAUGGGCCACGACUCCUUUCACCCACAUUAGGCUCCUACAGUGGAAGGAAGGAACCUUUCUCUGUGGGGACCUCCAUGACUAAUAAUCUCUUGGUAGAGUUCCACACGGAUGCUUCCAACACCGACCAGGGCUUCAGGGCCGUGGCUGCCAGGCAUGUCAGAGGAUGCGGGGGAGUGUUUCACGGGAUGAGUGGGAACUUCUCCAGCCACGGCUUCCCCGGCAGCUACGAGGCCAAUACAGAGUGCGAGUGGGAGGUGGACCCAACCACCGGGUACCACGCAGUCCUCCACUUCACCGACCGCUUCGAUGUAGAGAGUAGUACCGGCUGUCAGAAUGACUACGUCCAGAUAUUGUACUCGAAGACGACUCGCCAAAGCCACGGUCCCUUGGAGUGGCAGGAAGGGGAGAAACUGUGUGGUAAACAGAUUCCUCCACCAGUCAGGUCCUCUAUAGGCAACAUUAAGGUCCUGUUCCACUCCAACGAAGCAGUUCAGGGUGAUGGUUUCAAGGUGUCGUGGCAACUGGUGUGUGGCAACAACUUCACAGAUAAUGCCGGCUACAUCGUGUCUCCACAGCAUCCCCAAAAUUACCCCAACAACGCCAACUGUCUCUACAGGAUUCUAGCGCCCCCAGGCCAGUUUGUCACCAUUAACUUCCUGAACUUUCACGUUGAAUAUGGAUCAAACUGCCGGUACGAUUCUGUGACGGUGAUACAGGAGUCAAGUAGCGGCUUAGUUAGACGCAGAUGGGGACCGUACUGUGACAGGAACACCCCUCCUGAUGUUAUCAUAAGCAGGGGACCCACCACCCUGCACUUCGUCUCAGACGUUUACGUGACCUUAUCUGGUUUCACGGCAAACUUCAGCGUUGAAGCCUGUGGGGGUAAUCUGAGUUCCCCUGGAAUCAUCAGGUUACCAACGAGACCCAUAUAUGAGAACCACAUGUCGUGCACCUGGGACAUCACUGCACCGCAGGGCAAGGUGAUACAUCUCAAGUUCCAAAUACUGGAGCUGGAGGGGCACUCACGGUGCACAUAUGACAGUGUCAGUAUCUUCGACGGACACACGUCGCAAGAGGACAAGCUAGUGACCCGCCUGUGUGGGAACCACACCUCAGCGCUGCCCACCGUCGUCACCCACCAGAGGCUGGCAAGGGUUAUCUUCCAAAGUGACGUUAGCAUCACAGGUCUGGGCGUCGUGGCUGCUCUUGAUUUCACAUAUGCUUGUGGAGGAAAUGUAAACAUCUCAUACAGUGGAGCCUACCAGACCAUAAGAUCUCUUGAUGCUGAUAACGAUGGUAAUUACGAGCCUCUGUUGGACUGUGGUUGGCUGGUCGAGGGUCUAACAGACAACGUUGUGACUCUCAACUUCACCAGACUGGACGUGGAACCUCCAGGAGCCAAUGACACUUCACCCUGCCCUUACGACGGAGUAAUGCUGUACGAUGGGCCGUCUACAGCCUCUGCCUUGAUCUCCGUGCACUGCAACCCCACGUCGCUGCCUCUGGUCGUGUCUUCCUCCUCUAACGUCAUGUUCAUCCGCUUCUACUCUGACAGUACCAAUCAGAGACCUGGCUUCACAGCCAAGCUCACCAACACACCACAUCCUUGUGGGGCAGCCAGCCUCGAGGCCACGAACGUGACCCAGGUGCUAGAAUCUCCUGGGUAUCCUACAGCAUAUCCAAUCAGUACCCGCUGCCAGUGGGUCAUCACGGCCCCGGAGCAGGACCUGGACAUCCACCUUGACAUCAGCGACUUCAACCUGGAGGCUUCCCCGCUGUGCUCCAAAGACCAGCUCUUCAUCAGCGAGUAUGAGCAGGUGAGCAAGGAAGCUGCAAACCAUGUUGAUAAAUUGACACCAUAUUGCCGUACCUGCAUCUGUCUUCUUUCAGGAGGUGGCUGUGGUGGAAAGAUAUAUACGCGACGCCAGGGUAUGGUGACGAGCCCUGGGUACCCAGGUCCCACAGCUGGCGGCCUAGACUGUAUUUACACACUGGCUGUGACACCAUCCCAACACCUCUCGUUAAGAUUCUCAAUUCUAGACUUCAGGAGCUCUGGUGGAUGUAACAGCACCUACCUGGAGAUGUACGACGUCAGUGCGGCAGGAGAAGCUUCCUUGCUUAAUACCCUCUGUGGCCAAGAGCAAGUUGCAAGACACUUAUCACCAAGUAACAAGAUGGCCCUCCGUUACGUUACUGGCACUGGUAAUAUAACAGGACAGGGGUGGAAAGUCUCAUUCCAACCUGCUAUUCCUCUUUAAU
This is a messenger RNA of Cherax quadricarinatus, 11308 nucleotides long. The record is from RefSeq and is a predicted model, not a curated record. Lineage: Eukaryota; Metazoa; Arthropoda; Malacostraca; Decapoda; Parastacidae.